CGUUAUCUCGAAGUCAUUCACCUGGGAGCUGCCUGGCGAGCGGCUCGUUCUGCCAAGUUGAAGUUGAAAGAUGUUGUGCUGGCCGUCAUUGACACGGGGGUUGAUACGACUCAUCCUGAUCUGGUCAAUCAAUUCUGGAGAAAUCCAGCUGACGGGUCUAUUGGAUUCAACUUCGUUAAGAACAAUACCAAUGUGACUGAUGACCUUCGUCAUGGUACCCACUGCGCUGGCAUUGCGGCCGCCCAGACUAAUAACUGCAUUGGCAUUGCAGGAGUGGCUAACAUUGAAGGCCCACCGCCGAAGGUUAAGCUGAUGAUAUUGAAGACCUGCGACGAUUCCGGUGUUGGCCUUUUGAGUAAUUCGCUGAGGGCCCUCAACUUCGCAGUCGAAAAUGGUGCAACAGUAUCCUCUCAUUCUUACUGCUGGUAUAACACAAGUGAGCUCCAGAAGGCUGCAUACAAGAACGCCGCUGCUGCUGGACAUAUUGCUGUUGCUGCUGCUGGCAAUGAAGCGCUUGAUCUAGAGAAGAACCGAACCUAUCCUUGCUGCCUUGCAGAGGACAUCCCAUCUAUGCUUUGUGUGGCUGCCAGUACUUCUAAUCCAACCGAACCGGUCUCUCUUGCCGGAUUCUCGAACACUGGAUUUGUUACGAAGGUUGCUGCUCCCGGUGUGGAUAUUUACUCGACGGUCCCCGGAGGUUUGUACUACAAAACUAGUGGUACAUCGAUGUCGACCCCUAUAGUUGCUGGUGUCGCGGCCUUGCUCGUUACUCUCGGUCUCGAAGGCCAAGACAUAACCAGCACUAUUGUCAAAUCUAGAACGGCCGGUAUACCGAAUCGAUUCAAUCUAUCUCACAUCGGGGAAAUAGAUGUACUUGAAGCAGUGAAUAUCGCCCUCACCCAGUUGACGAACUGCUCCUCCUAUGGUCAGUAAAGUUGUCUCGAGGACUGUGGGACUCGUGAAUACUGCUGAGGCAGAGAAUGCAUCUACCUUUUCGUACAAAGAUUUUUUUCCUCAUCUUCGCCGUUAUCCGAUUCAUUUUGAAAGGUUUUACGGCUACUUCCAGACAGCAUCAUUAAUUUUUCCCGCAUUAGAAUCAGUUGAUAUUUCGAAAACUUUCGUGAUUGUACCUCGUAUAUGUAUCGUCAUUGGAUCCCAUUCCUGUUGGGUAGAGUUUUCACCGGUAACGCAACUUUUCGUUGACGUCUUAUAAGCGUUUUGUAGUUGUGCAGAUUGCACAACUAUGGAAUCUUAGCUUAGCUCGAAGCUAGUUGAUGAGUUUAUAAGUCUGAUUGUAGAUAGAAUCUAUAGAUUCC
Molecule: messenger RNA, 1316 nt
Organism: Perkinsus marinus ATCC 50983
Lineage: Eukaryota; Perkinsozoa; Perkinsida; Perkinsidae
Product: Major intracellular serine protease precursor, putative
Exons: 1
Biological process (GO): proteolysis
Molecular function (GO): serine-type endopeptidase activity
Source: RefSeq, a predicted model, not a curated record